AUGCCCCCUAGACUACCUAUCGCACUCACAGCGCAGCCGAGAGCGAUCCGCGUCGCACAGAGAGCAUUCUCCGCGUCUUUUCAGCGCGGCGAAUCGUCCAGACCGCCCAUACCCACUCCAGCCAAGGGGACAAAAGCGGAGAAAGUAGACCUGGCUGUCCAGCCAUUAGGCAGGCCGUUGGGUGUGCCGAAACCGCCGACGUCGAUACCCAAGACUUGGACGGAUAAGAAGAAUGAGUUGUUGGAUGAGGAUAGACAUAAGGCUACGCGGAGAGCUUUGAUCAAGGAGGCUUCGCAAGGUUACUUUAGGGAUUAUAGUCGAGCUAGCUCAGCGAGUGGAGGAAAGCUAUGGAUCGGGCCGCCCGUCCUAAUUCGAGAAGAUAGAGCACUAUACUUCCCCGACAUAUCAGGCAAAUCCCUAUUGGGUACUCAAACACACACUACCGAUCUUUUAAAGGGCAAGAUCACAUUAUUGUCGAUAACGAGUACGAGGAUAUCUGAGGAACAUAUCGUCUCUUUCACCGCCCCCCUCUUACCUGACUGGCUCCCCUGUCCCUCUACCCCCUCUUCCUCCUCUUCCUUCUCCAAUACCACAUCCGCCUCACUCUUUCAACACGUCCAGAUCAACCAUCAAGCCAACCUCCUGAAAUCCAUGCUGCUCUCGUUCUUCAUUUCGAGCCUGAAACGGACGGUGCCGGAAGAAGGGUGGGGGCGGUAUUUGAUAAGUGGGGGUGAAUGGUCUCAUUACGAUAUCGAAGGUCCGUUAGGCCUCGACAAUAAGCUCGUGGGGUACGUAUUCCUCAUUGAUCAGAACCUCAAGGUGAGGUGGGCGGGAUGUGGGCCUGCUACGGAGGAAGAGGUGGAGAGUUUGAGAAAGGGGGCGGCGGUAUUGAUGAAGCGGGCAUCUGAGUGA
This is a messenger RNA of Dioszegia hungarica, 912 nucleotides long. RefSeq names its product ATPase assembly factor ATP10. The record is from RefSeq and is a predicted model, not a curated record. Gene Ontology annotation, biological process: mitochondrial proton-transporting ATP synthase complex assembly. Bases 1 to 912 code for a protein of 303 amino acids. Lineage: Eukaryota; Fungi; Basidiomycota; Tremellomycetes; Tremellales; Bulleribasidiaceae. The transcript is spliced from 6 exons. Gene Ontology annotation, cellular component: mitochondrial inner membrane.